AUGGCGGCAGUGAAGAUCGCUUGCUUGGCUCUGUGCAUUAUACUGGUGGCAGCACCGGCGUCGGAGGCAGCGAUCGGGUGCGGGCAGGUGGUCGGAAGCCUGUCGCAGUGCCUGAACUACCUGAGGGGUGGCGCAACGGCGGUGCCGCCAGCUUGCUGCAGCGGUGUGAGAUCAUUGAACAGCAUGGCUACGACCCGCGCAGACCGCCAAGUCGUCUGCAAUUGCUUGAAGUCUGCCGCUAGCUCCGUGCCCGCGUCCGGCCUCAGCAAGGCUGCCGGCAUCCCCGGAAAGUGCGGCGUCAGCAUUCCCUACAAGAUCAGCCCUUCCAUUGACUGCUCCAAGUAA
Thlaspi arvense is the source of this 345-nucleotide messenger RNA. The record is from the annotation of a GenBank genome assembly. Lineage: Eukaryota; Viridiplantae; Streptophyta; Magnoliopsida; Brassicales; Brassicaceae.